AUGUCUCUGUUGUGGAAUGAACAGUCAAGCGCAAUUCUAUUCAUUCACGCUUUUCAAUUUUCCACACAACUCACAAGAGUGAAUACAGACAAUUCUACCGAACGAUUAGGAUUGACAACCUUCUCGUAUUCAUCAUCUUCAAACAUCCUAAAUUGGGACUUUAUUUUUGACAAGACCCCAACCUUGCUGAAAACCAACAACAACAACAACAACAACACCUAUUAUUACUACUUUCAACACUACAGACUUAUCCAUCAACAGCUCAUCAAAAACACCGAGUUCGGCAAUUCAUUGUUUUUACCGGAAGAGCUUUUUCAAUCCACACGCACAACAAACUCGGAUGGAAUUGUCAUUCCUUCUUCGAAAUUGAAAUUGGAUUUGAAUGGAUUAACACAAGGUCAAUUGAAAAGCGCUUCUGACCUUCUCGAAAUACCUGAGUUGUAUCAGAACAAGUAUUACCUUCAGUGCUUCACACUACGAUUGAACACGUCGCUAUUUGAGCAACAUUUGAUUUCGAACGCUACCUAUCGAUCACAAUUUAAUGACAGUAACAUUGAGAACAUCACAUCAUCGAUUUAUGCUCUCUUUCAAAGUGCAUCUAAUCCUUCAUACACAUUUUCCACACUGGAAUUGAUAAGAAAUGCUCUAGUGAUUGACAACAUCACAACGAGCUCCGAUCCUGUGACAAAUAUUUGCUCCUCUGCAUCUCCAGUGAUUCCAUUUGCUUGGAGUUCUUGGAAGUUGUGGUUUGUGUUGGUGUGUCUAAUUGUCAUGCUUGUUCUUUUAGUUUUGUCUGUAUGGAGACCCUAUGUGGUGAUCAUUUGCACAGUGAUUAUUUUCAAUGUGGCUGGAAUUCUUACAUUGGAUCAAACCAUGAUUGGAUUUUCCAAUAGUGGAACACUGGUCAUUGCUCUCUUAUUUCCAAUUGUGAAACCCUUGACACAAAAUACGUUGGUGAAAAAGUUUGCAAAAUUACUUUUUGGAACACCCAUUCCUUUCUAG
This is a messenger RNA of Naegleria fowleri, 1002 nucleotides long. RefSeq lists its product as uncharacterized. NCBI's taxonomy places the organism in Eukaryota, Heterolobosea, Eutetramitea, Acrasida, Naegleriidae. The transcript has a single exon. The record is from RefSeq and is a predicted model, not a curated record. Bases 1 to 1002 code for a protein of 333 amino acids. Gene Ontology annotation, cellular component: plasma membrane.